Molecule: messenger RNA, 567 nt
Organism: Trichophyton rubrum CBS 118892
Lineage: Eukaryota; Fungi; Ascomycota; Eurotiomycetes; Onygenales; Arthrodermataceae
Exons: 3
Coding region: 1-567 (188 amino acids)
Biological process (GO): rRNA processing
Cellular component (GO): small-subunit processome; small ribosomal subunit; Mpp10 complex
Molecular function (GO): structural constituent of ribosome; rRNA binding; snoRNA binding
Source: RefSeq, a predicted model, not a curated record
AUGGUCCGGAAACUCAAAUAUCACGAGCAGAAGCUCCUUAAAAAGGUCGACCUCUACACAUACAAAUCCGACAACAACCACCGCGAGGCCACUAUCCGGCGCCGCUACCAUCUCCAAGAUCCUCUAGACUACAAGAAAUACAAUGCCAUUUGCGGCUCCCUACGGCAGUUAGCUCAUAAACUUGCAGCACUUGACCCGGACUCGGACCCAGUGCGCAAACAGCUCGAGUCUCAGAUGCUAGAGAAGCUUUGGUCGAUGGGAAUAUUGAAGCAGAACCGUGAGCAAGGUGCAGGACUAAGUAAAGUCGAGCGAGAAGUUACUGUUAGUACCUUUGCGAGGAGGCGGUUGGGUGUAGUUAUGGCGAGGAAUGGGAUGGUGGAGAGUGUUCCGUCUGCUGUUAAGUUUAUUGAGCAGGGCCAUGUGCGCGUUGGGACAGAGGUCGUUACUGAUCCUGCUUUCCUGGUGACGAGAAACAUGGAAGAUUUCGUAACGUGGGUUGACUCUAGUAAGAUUAAGAGGAAUAUCCUGCGGUACCAGGAGAAGUUGGAUGACUUUGAUUUGCUAUGA